UCUAAACCCACCUAACGUUCCAAAAGCCAACCACCAAUCGUAGGUCUUCUUCUUCUUAUUCUUCUUCUUCUUCUUCUUCUAUCCCUCUCAUAUCCCCCAAAUCCUCAGGACCCAGAAUUCCUUACGCACUGUUAUUUGUAUAAACAGCAUUUGUUUUGACAAGUUGCAGAAUAUAAACGAUGGAGGCCGUUCAGUUCAAGUUCCUCGUGCCCCUCCUCCUUGUGCUCUGUCUGGUUGUGCCUUUGACCCUCGCAACCGACGUCAAGUACUGCGAUAAGAAUGCGGACUAUGAUGUCAAGGUCAAAGGGGUUGAGAUAAUCCCGAAUCCUGUAGCGAGAGGCCAGCCGGCUACCUUCAGCAUCUCUGCCUAUUCAGGGAAAGCUAUCUCCGGAGGAAAAAUGGUGAUCGACGUUUCAUAUUUUGGAUGGCACAUCCACAGUGAGACUCAUGACCUUUGCGGAGAGACAUCUUGCCCUAUUUCUACUGGAGAUUUUGUGGUUUCUCACUCACAAGAUUUACCUGGAUUCACUCCACCGGGCUCAUAUUCCCUUAAAAUGAAGAUGUAUGAUGCAGCCAAAAAGGAGUUGACAUGCAUUAAUUUCGAUUUUGACAUCGGCUUUGCAUCGUCUUUGGCUGAUAGCUAAGUGCUUCCAAGAAUGAUUCUCCAAGUCUCCAUAAUCGCCAUAUGAGUAGCAUGUAAAAACUUAAAAAGAAAUUAUACUUUCAAACUUCACUUUCCUAUUGCUAUCUGAUGUAUAAUUAUAUGACUGUCUCUUCUACUUGGCAGACUAUUGGGAAGUUAAUCCCAUGGUAUGUAUGAUAAACUGUUCUUGCAUGCA
Alnus glutinosa is the source of this 839-nucleotide messenger RNA. RefSeq lists its product as uncharacterized. Gene Ontology annotation, molecular function: sterol binding. Gene Ontology annotation, biological process: intracellular sterol transport. NCBI's taxonomy places the organism in Eukaryota, Viridiplantae, Streptophyta, Magnoliopsida, Fagales, Betulaceae. The record is from RefSeq and is a predicted model, not a curated record. The transcript is spliced from 4 exons. Bases 180 to 644 code for a protein of 154 amino acids.